This is a messenger RNA of Pyrenophora tritici-repentis Pt-1C-BFP, 979 nucleotides long. Lineage: Eukaryota; Fungi; Ascomycota; Dothideomycetes; Pleosporales; Pleosporaceae. The record is from RefSeq and is a predicted model, not a curated record.
ACCGCGAUUCCGCACCGCCUUCACGCCUAUCUCGACCUUUUCACCCACUGCCGUCAUGUUCCACGACUUGCACGUCCCCUGGACGGAUGCGACGCGCGAACUGCAGCGCACCGUGGCCUUUCUCGACGAAUGAUACGAUGUAAUUGCUCUCACGCACACGUAUUCCGGAAAACUGCCCUCAGAUAUUAGCUCGCCGAUACCGACGAAACUCCCCUUCCCCACACCCGCCCACAUGCGUAUACUGCGCCGUUGCAACAUCUUCCUAACCGACGCCGCCUCCAACUUUCGUAUCCCUCAGCUGCAGCAGCAAUACGACCUCGUUGCUGCCCGGCCAACCGACGAGCGUACCCUCCAACAAGCAUGCCAGAGUCUAGAUGUAGAUAUAAUCUCGCUGGACCUGACUCGCCGAUUUGAAACCCAUUUCAAAUUCCCCAUGCUGGGCACGGCCAUCUCCCGUGGUAUCAAGAUCGAGCUAUGCUACAGUCAGGGCAUCAUGUCGAGCGAUCCCUCUGCCAAGCGCAACUUGAUUAGCAAUGCGACACAGAUCAUACGUGUAACCAGAGGUCGGGGCCUUAUAUUCAGUUCUGAAGCAAAGAGCGUACUAGGCAUCCGGGCACCGAGCGACAUCAUCAAUUUGGCCUCUGUAUGGGGGCUCGGAACGGAGAGGGGAAAGGACGGUCUCACCAAAGAACCAAGGAGCGUCGUCGAGUUUGCGCGACUAAAGCGAAAGAGCUUCAAGGGCAUAAUCGACAUUGUCUACGGCGGCGACAAACCGCCCGAGAGGCCAGUGGCCGAGGCGAAGGACAAGCAAGGCCAAAAGGACAAGGCCAACAAGAAUCAGAACGGCAAGCGUCCGGGUGAAAACUUGGAAGGAGCGCCCGUACAUGAGACGAAAAUGGACAAACCCAUCUCGAAGCGCCAGCAAGCGAAGAACAAAAAGGCCAAAAUGCAAGAAGCUGGCCAGGAGGUGCCUGCCUGA